Messenger RNA from Brassica napus (rape), 1297 nucleotides. Its product is annotated as DNA repair protein XRCC2 homolog. Lineage: Eukaryota; Viridiplantae; Streptophyta; Magnoliopsida; Brassicales; Brassicaceae. Gene Ontology annotation, cellular component: replication fork; Rad51B-Rad51C-Rad51D-XRCC2 complex. The transcript has 10 exons. Bases 31 to 1044 code for a protein of 337 amino acids. The record is from RefSeq and is a predicted model, not a curated record. Gene Ontology annotation, molecular function: ATP-dependent DNA damage sensor activity; ATP binding; DNA binding. Gene Ontology annotation, biological process: double-strand break repair via homologous recombination.
CUUCACGUCGGCGGGAAGAGUUAGUUUGCGAUGGGAGAACACGAAGCGCGCGGCUGGAUCCGCAGCGACGAGACCGCGAAGCAGAUGCUAUCGAGAGUUCUCGGAGACCGCGCCUUCCUGCUUCUUCCGCCGCUUCACCGCGUGCCUCUACGCGCAGGGAACGUAGUCGAGAUCACUGGCUCGUCCCCGACUGCGAAAACUCAGAUCCUGAUUCAAGCCGCCAUCACUUGCAUCCUCCCGAAGACGUGGAACGGCGUCCACUACGGAGGAUUGGAGAAGCUGGUGUUGUUUCUCGAUCUGGAUUGCCGAUUCGAUGUGCUUCGUUUAUCUGAUAUGCUCAAGCAUCGCCUCCUCGAAGCUUACCGGAUAGGCAAUGGAGCAUGGUGGCAGCUUGAAGAGUCUAAUGUUAAGACUCAAGACAAGUCUAAGAUUGUUUAUGAUGAGGAGUUGUAUGUUUCGUGCAUGAAGAGGUUCUUGUAUCUUCGCUGCUAUGAUAGUCUCGAGCUUUUGUCUACUCUCAAGACAUUGCAUUAUCGGAUCAGACUGCAGGAAGCAUGUGGAAGCCAAGUAGGAGUGCUUAUGAUUGACAGCAUCGGCGCUUUCCACUGGACUGAUCGUCUAUCGUCAUCAUUGGCAUUGGAUAAAAACAACAGGAAAAGUCUCUCUCUUACGAAUGUGGUGGAGACGAUAGUGCAAGAGAUGAAGAAGCUAAUGCAGGUGCAUUCACUGGUAGUAAUUGCCACUAAAGCUACAAUCUACGAAGAGAAGUAUCCGACAAAUGAGAAUAAUCGGAACAUCUCCUCACACAGUGAUCUGUUUGGGAAUCCUUCAAGUAAAGCUCAGCAGCCUCCAUUCCGUGAAUUCAUGCCUUCUUCUUGGCAGGCAUUCGUGACACAUAAGAUAUUCAUACGAAAGUCAGACGAUCAUCAUAAGUCUUUGGGACAACAAAAUUUAUCAGCAUAUUUACUUGAAUGGUUACAACCACAACUUAGUAGCAUUGACCGAUUCAUAGUAGACGAUUCUGGUAUUGUCAUUGUCUCAUGACUUAGAGAUUCCGUUUCAGAAAUCAUAACUAUUGUAAGGUAGCUAUUAGCUAAGCAGCGUGCAGCAAAGUCUCCAGAUGUAAAGUUAAUGCAGAGUUUAUUUAUUUACAUCAGAAAGAGAGAGAGAAAAAAGAAGUAAAAGACAGAAAAGUUAACCUUUAAAAGUAACUUUGUUCCUUUUACUUGAUAAGGUUAUUCUUACAAUAUGUGGAUAACCUUGUCUUAGAUAUAAAAAGAAAAAUCACACUCGCACA